This is a messenger RNA of Cydia amplana, 1282 nucleotides long. RefSeq lists its product as uncharacterized. The transcript has 2 exons. NCBI's taxonomy places the organism in Eukaryota, Metazoa, Arthropoda, Insecta, Lepidoptera, Tortricidae. The record is from RefSeq and is a predicted model, not a curated record. Bases 197 to 1153 code for a protein of 318 amino acids. Gene Ontology annotation, molecular function: nucleic acid binding; zinc ion binding.
GGGUGGUUAAACAUAUUGGUAUGUCAGUUCCGAAAUACACGCGAUUGAGCUAGCUCGGUGUUUCAUUGCUGCUCCUGGACAUACCUUCCUGAAGGACCCUUCCAGUACCUAGUUACCUACAUAAUAAUCUGGCGACGAGUCGUGAUCGAAUCAGCGAGUGCGCGAACGUGGUUGAGUGAUAUCUUGUGCGAACAGAAUGGCAAAAAUGCCGGUGGGCAAGAUGGACGCGUUUGAUCGGCACAAGGAUAAUUGGGCGUCGUAUAUAGACAGGCUGGAGCAGUAUUUUAUAGUAAACGAUGUGCAAGAUGACCGCAAAGUACCAUUAUUAAUUACCGCGAUGGGAGCAGAUAGCUACGAUUUAUUAGUGACCUUGUGUACCCCAACUAAGCCAUCAGAAAAAACCUACAAUGAACUUGUCAAACUUAUGUCAAAUCAUCUGCAGCCGCGGCCGAGUGUUUUAGCGGAAAGAUAUAAGUUUCGUCAACGCAAGCAGUCGAAAAAUGAAUCUAUAGCGGAUUUUAUAGCGGACUUGCAAAAGUUAACUAAAUAUUGCGAUUUUGGUACGUGGUUGGAUGACAGCUUGCGAGAUCAAUUUGUAUGCGGAUUGUAUAGUGAGACUAUUCGUCUGCGAUUAUUUACGGAAAAAGACCUGAAGUUUGCUAAGGCUAAGGGAUUGGCGAUAGCGAUGGAGGCAGCGGAGGUUAAUGCGGCAGCGGUAGAAAGUCGAGGUCGGUCAUCAGCAAAUGACGCCACGGCGCCAUGUUUUUCUAUAAGCAACGACAAACAUUCCAGUUUCAAGACGCCAUUACGGAACAACCGAAGUUAUCCGAAACGCGACGAGCAAACCAAAGUAGUUAGCAACGAAGUUAACCGAUGGAGGCCGAACGGACAGCGGCCGAACAAUAGUUACCGGGGACCGGUGACGUCGAGAUCAGCUGACGGUAACCGCGCGCAAUUAGGACAAGGACACGGGACGUGCUCAGCGUGUGGAGGUGCGCAUGCGGCUCAGACGUGCAAAUUUCGACUUUAUGUAUGCCGUGUUUGUAAUCAAGACGGACACUUGAAAAAAAUGUGCCCCAGGUUGACAAAGGUUAACUACGUGGAGGAUGAGUAUUCGGAAGACGAAACAUAUGACUUAGAGUUCCAGGUUUAAGAAUGUGUUCUCGGAGGGCCUGGGGAGGUACAACGGCGGGCUAGUGUCACUGCGAGUGCGGCCGGACGCGCAUCCCGUGUUCCUGCGCGCGCGCCCCCUGGCGUACGCGCUGCGCGAGCCGGUGGAGCG